This is a messenger RNA of Halteromyces radiatus, 5871 nucleotides long. RefSeq lists its product as uncharacterized. The record is from RefSeq and is a predicted model, not a curated record. Gene Ontology annotation, cellular component: membrane. Gene Ontology annotation, biological process: cellular hyperosmotic response; phosphorylation; phosphorelay signal transduction system. Gene Ontology annotation, molecular function: phosphorelay sensor kinase activity. Lineage: Eukaryota; Fungi; Mucoromycota; Mucoromycetes; Mucorales; Cunninghamellaceae. The coding region runs from base 1 to 5871 and encodes 1956 amino acids. The transcript has 8 exons.
AUGUCGGACUUACCUAACAGAGUCAACCUUUCUACGACGUCUAUUCCUACACCUCCAUUGACUACCUCUUCAACAUUUUUGGGCUCAGCAGCAAAUUCAUCAUCAUCAUCAUCACCAUCAUCAUCAUCUUCACCAGCAUUCAAUAUUACUCAACAACAACAACAACAACAACAACAACAAUCAUUAUUAUCUGGAAAUAUCAAUAAUACCGACGUAUGUCCUACAUGUGUUACAGAGGCAGUCAAAGUGGCUUCUGCUGUCUAUGCUGGGGAACUGGAUCAAAGAGUAACAUGUGAUCAUAGUUGUUGUGGUUUGGUUGGUCCUAUUCCUUUCUCUGCUCCUAUAAAUACGUUGAAGAAUGCUGUCAAUGCUAUGGCUGAUCACUUACAACGUGUUUCUGAUGAAGUUUUAUAUGUAGCUCAUGAAACUGCCGUCAAAGGAAAAUUAGGUGUACAAGUUCGUUAUAAUCAAGAUAUGACUGGUGUUUGGCAUGAUGUCGUUGUGAACCUCAAUGAUAUGACAAGAAAUCAUUUGGAACAAGUACGUGAUAUUGCCGAUGUAUCGAACGCUAUUGCUCGUGGGGAUCUCAGUAAAGCCAUGACUGUACCCGUCAAGGGGGAAACUUUAUUACUCAAGGAUACAUUCAAUACAAUGGUCAACCAACUGAACCUGUUUGCAUCUGAAGUAUCAAGAGUUGCUCAUGAAGUUGGAACUGAAGGCAAAUUAGGUGUAGAAGCCAAGGUAGCUGGAGUCGAUGGUAUAUGGAAGGAAUUGACGGAUAAUGUGAAUACAAUGGCCACCAAUCUUACCAAUCAAGUGAGAGAUAUUGCUCAAGUUUCCAAAUCUGUCGCCAAAGGUGAUCUAACCAAAAAAGUCACUGUGGAAGUUAAAGGGGAAAUGCUUGAUUUGAAAAAUACUAUCAAUACUAUGGUCGAUCAGUUAUCUACUUUUGCAACAGAAGUCACUCGCGUAUCAUUGGAAGUUGGAACGGGUGGUAUACUAGGUGGACAAGCUAUAGUUAAGGAUGUAGCCGGUACUUGGAAAGAUCUUACUGAUAAUGUAAAUAUGAUGGCAUACAAAAUCACUAGUCAAGUUCGCGAUAUAGCCGUUGUAGCCAAAGCUGUAGCUGAAGGAGAUUUAUCCAAAAAGGUCGUUGCCAAUGCUCAAGGUGAAGUUUUGGAAUUGAAAAAUACAAUGAAUCGAAUGGUGGAUCAAUUACGAUUAUUCUCUGCGGAAGUACGACGAGUAUCACUUGAAGUUGGUGUGGAAGGAAAACUGGGUGGACAAGCCAUGGUCAAGGAUGUGGGUGGUACAUGGAAAGAUCUUACUGAUAAUGUUAACAUUAUGGCUGCUAAUCUUACUACUCAAGUACGAUCCAUUGCUGAAGUUACUAAAGCUGUGGCCAAAGGAAAUCUUAGCAAGAAUAUUGAUGUGGAAGCAAGAGGGGAAAUUUUGGAUCUGAAAAAUACUGUCAAUGAUAUGGUCGAUCAACUCCGUGUAUUCUCAACUGAAGUUACUCGUGUGGCCAAAGAAGUCGGUACGGAAGGCAAAUUAGGUGGUCAAGCUGAAGUACCUAAUGUGGAUGGUACAUGGAAAGAUCUCACAGAUAAUGUCAAUACAAUGGCCACCAAUCUCACUACUCAAGUACGUUCUAUAGCUGUUGUCACCAAAGCUGUUGCCAAUGGGGAUCUAUCCAAAAAAAUUGAAGUCGAUGUCAGUGGUGAAAUCUCAGAUUUGAAAAAUACUGUCAAUGAUAUGGUGGAUCAACUACGUGUAUUUGCAUCAGAAGUCACUCGUGUCGCUCGUGAAGUUGGUACUGAAGGAAAAUUAGGUGGGGAAGCCAUUGUACCUGCUGUUAGUGGCACUUGGAAAGGUCUUACAGACAAUGUGAACACAAUGGCAGCUAAUCUGACAACUCAAGUACGUUCUAUCGCUGUUGUUACCAAAGCUGUAGCUAAAGGGGAUCUCUCUAAAAAUAUUGAUGUCGAAGCUCGUGGUGAAAUCCUGGAUCUCAAGAACACUGUCAACAAUAUGGUGGAUCAACUCAAUGUAUUUGCAUCUGAAGUCACUCGUGUAGCAAAAGAAGUAGGUACAGAAGGAAAACUAGGUGGUCAAGCUGAAGUACCCAAUGUGGAUGGAACAUGGAUGGAUCUUACUGACAAUGUCAAUCAAAUGGCAGCCAAUCUUACAACUCAAGUGCGAUCUAUUGCUGAAGUGACGAAGUCUGUAGCCAACGGUGAUCUAUCAAAGAAAAUCGAAGUGGAAACCCGUGGAGAAAUCCUGGAAUUGAAGAAUAUCGUCAAUGAUAUGGUGGAUCAAUUACGUGUAUUUGCAUCAGAAGUCACUCGUGUAGCAAAAGAAGUUGGUACGGAAGGCAAAUUAGGUGGUCAAGCAGUAGUACAAGGUGUUGCAGGCACUUGGUUUGAACUAACAGACAAUGUGAACAUCAUGGCGGCCAAUCUGACGAAUCAAGUACGAGCGAUUGCUGAAGUAACCAAGGCAGUGGCAGAUGGUGAUCUUUCUAAAAAGAUUGAAGUGGAAUCGGGUGGUGAAAUCUCUGAAUUGAAGGAUACUGUUAAUAAUAUGGUGGAUCAAUUACGUAUUUUUGCAUCUGAAGUCACUCGUGUGUCGAAAGAAGUUGGAACGGAAGGUAAAUUAGGCGGUCAAGCAGUGGUACAAGGAGUUGCAGGCACUUGGAAUGAACUCACGGAUAAUGUCAACAUCAUGGCAGCUAAUCUGACGGAUCAAGUACGUUCAAUUGCUGAGGUGACAAAAGCAGUGGCACUAGGUGAUUUAUCCAAGAAAAUUGAAGUGGAAUCAGGUGGAGAAAUAUUGGAAUUAAAAAAUAUUGUCAACAAUAUGGUGGAUCAAUUACGUAUCUUUGCAUCAGAGGUCACUCGUGUGUCGAAAGAAGUAGGGACUGAAGGGAAACUGGGUGGUCAAGCAGUGGUACAAGUACCCAAUGUUGCAGGCACAUGGGAAAGUUUGACCGACAAUGUGAACAUCAUGGCGGCUAAUUUGACGAAUCAAGUACGAUCUAUUGCUGAAGUGACCAAAGCAGUGGCUCUGGGUGAUUUAUCCAAGAAAAUUGAAGUGGAAUCAGGUGGAGAAAUAUUGGAAUUAAAAAAUAUUGUCAACAAUAUGGUGGAUCAAUUACGUAUCUUUGCUUCAGAAGUCACUCGUGUAUCGAAAGAAGUUGGAACGGAAGGAAAAUUGGGUGGACAAGCUUUAGUACCGAAUGUAGCAGGUACUUGGAAUGAACUUACCGAUAAUGUCAACAUCAUGGCGGCUAAUCUUACCAAUCAAGUACGAUCUAUUGCUGAAGUGACAAAAGCAGUGGCUAAUGGCGAUCUCUCGAAAAAAAUUGAAGUAGAAUCUGGUGGUGAAAUCUCUGAAUUGAAGGAUACUGUCAAUAAUAUGGUGGAUCAAUUACGUAUCUUUGCCUCCGAAGUCACUCGUGUAUCGAAAGAAGUUGGAACGGAAGGAAAACUGGGUGGUCAAGCUUUAGUACCGAAUGUAGCGGGUACUUGGAAUGAACUCACUGACAAUGUCAACAUCAUGGCGGCUAAUCUUACCAAUCAAGUACGAUCUAUUGCUGAAGUGACAAAGGCAGUGGCCAAUGGUGAUCUUUCCAAAAAAAUUCAUGUAGAGACACGUGGGGAAAUCUUGGAUUUGAAAAUCACAGUCAACUCUAUGGUGGAUCAACUACGUGUGUUUGCUUCUGAAGUCACUCGUGUAGCUCGUGAAGUAGGCACCGAAGGCAAAUUAGGCGGUAUUCUUGGUGGUCAAGCAACUAUUGUGGGUGUUGAUGGUACUUGGAAAGAUUUAACAGACAAUGUGAAUUUGAUGGCAAGUAAUCUGACAGAUCAACUACGUGGUAUUGCUUUUGUAUGUAAAGCUGUAGCUCAAGGAGAUCUAUCCAAGAAAAUCGAAGUGGAAGUACAUGGAGAAAUAGCUGAAUUCAAGUAUACAAUCAACACCAUGGUGGAACAACUUAGCUCAUUUGCAUCUGAAGUGACACGUGUAGCUCAUCAAGUGGGCACAGAAGGAAGAUUAGGUGUACAGGCACAAGUGAUGGAUGUAGAAGGAGUAUGGCGUGAAAUUACAAGCAAUGUGAAUACGAUGGCUUCCAACUUGACAACCCAGGUACGUGCGUUUGCACAAAUCUCGGCAUCUGCUACUGAAAACGAUUUUUCUCGACUGAUUACUGUUGAAGCUUCUGGAGAAAUGAAAUCUCUCAAGACCAAGAUCAAUCAAAUGGUGGGCUCAUUACGUGACGCUAUACAAAAGAAUCGACAAGCAAGGGAAACAGCUGAACUGGCGAAUCGAUCCAAGAGCGAAUUUUUGGCCAACAUGUCUCAUGAAAUCCGUACACCCAUGAAUGGCAUUAUUGGUAUGACUUCUUUGACUUUGGAAACUGAAUUGACUCGACAACAACGUGAAAACCUGAUGAUUGUAUCCAGUCUAGCCAACAGUUUAUUGACCAUCAUUGAUGAUAUUCUCGAUAUUUCCAAGAUUGAAGCUGGACGUAUGACUAUUGAAGCCAUUCCAUUCUCCUUACGAUCAGCAAUGUUUAGUGUAUUGAAAACGUUAGCGGUUAAGGCAAAUCAAAAGAAGUUGGACUUGAUUUAUGGUGUGGAUAGUGGUAUUCCUGAUCAAAUCAUAGGUGAUCCAUUACGUUUACGACAAGUUAUUACAAAUCUCAUUGGUAAUGCUGUCAAAUUUACUACUACUGGUGAAGUUGCUUUACAUACUCGUUUAGUGGAUGUACGUGGUGAUGAAGUCAAGAUUGAAGUUUGUGUACGGGAUACUGGUAUUGGUAUUCAAGAAGAUAAGUUACAUAUGAUAUUUGAUACUUUUUGUCAAGCAGAUGGUAGUACGACACGUGAAUAUGGUGGUACUGGACUUGGACUCUCUAUCUCUAAACAUUUGGUACAACUUAUGGGUGGUGAUCUUUGGGUGGAAUCAAAUUAUGGACAUGGAUCACAAUUUUAUUUCACAAUGAAUUUGAAACGAUUUGAACCUGACAAGAAUGACAUCCACGAAAAAAUGCUUCGCUUCAAAGGACGUAAUAUUUUGUUUUUGGAUAGUCUUGGAGAUAAAACAGGUGUGAUGAAUGUUUUAGCUGAACUUGGACUCAAGCCUAUCCGUGUGACUAGUAUUGAAGAAGCAACCGAGCUCAACUCUAAUCCUGGACGUGACAAACGGGCCCCUUUGAUUGACACGGUGAUUGUGGAUCGAAUGGUACAUGCUGAAAAGAUCCGUGAAGCUGUUCACUUGCGAUAUACACCUAUUGUCUUGGUCUCACCAGAAACGCAUCUACUCAACAUGAAGUUAUGUAUCGAUUUGGGUGUUACAGGAUAUAUCAAUUCACCAGUCAAUGCCGCUGACCUAUCGCAUGCGUUACUACCAGCUUUAGAAAGCCAUACCACUUUACCUAGUGACUCUGGUAAAUCUCUACCUUUGGAAAUCCUUUUAGCUGAAGAUAAUAUUGUGAAUCAAAAACUGGCUUUACGUAUUUUGGAAAAAUUUGGUCAUCAUGUCAAGAUUGUCAGCAAUGGGAAACUGGCAGUGGAUGCCUUUGAAAGGUAUUCAUUUGAUAUGAUUCUGAUGGAUGUACAGAUGCCUGUCAUGGGUGGAUUUGAAGCAACACAGAAGAUUCGACAAAUUGAAUCGGCAUCAGGAACAAAUACACGUACUCCUAUUAUUGCAUUGACAGCACAUGCUAUGAUUGGUGAUCGUGAUAAGUGUCUUCAAUCUGGAAUGGAUGAAUAUGUUACCAAACCUUUACGAUUACCAGAGUUGAUCUCUGCCAUCAAGAAAUUUGCCCCUCAAUCUGCUCAAAUGAUGAUGGAACCUCCCAAGAAAUAA